Messenger RNA from Aphanomyces invadans, 2167 nucleotides. RefSeq lists its product as hypothetical. The transcript has 16 exons. Bases 27 to 1976 code for a protein of 649 amino acids. Lineage: Eukaryota; Oomycota; Saprolegniomycetes; Saprolegniales; Verrucalvaceae. The record is from RefSeq and is a predicted model, not a curated record. Gene Ontology annotation, biological process: maturation of SSU-rRNA. Gene Ontology annotation, molecular function: RNA helicase activity; nucleic acid binding; ATP binding.
AACCAAGUUUGGUGCUGAAGCACACGAUGGACGCGUUCCGGAGCUUGCAAGUCGGCGCGUCGUUCAACACAAAGCGCUUCGAGAAGGACAUCAGCCUGUUCAAGGGCAAGAAUGGUCCCACACGCAAGGGUGCCGUGAAUGCAAACGUAGGCGCGAUCGACUUUUUUGGAUUUGACAAGAAAGCCUCAAGCGUGGCCAAGAAGAUUUUGCCGUCGUCGUCGCCUCGAAAGGACAACAUCGACGUUCCGUUGUGGGCAGGCGCCGGCGAAGUCGUGCCCUCGCAAAAGGAGGGCAGCAAGCAACGCCGAAAGCGCAAACUCACCGAAGAUGCGCUGGCAGAAGCUGCCGUGUCCGAAGAAGACCGCAAAGCAGUGUCCCAGCUGCUCGCGCCAAAGGCAACUAGCAGUCCCAAGGCGAAGACGACCAGAAAGAAAAACAAACGUGAUCGUACCGCGUCCAUGGACUCGAGCGGAACCAGCGUGGGCGAUGCUCAAGCCAUCGACGAGGACGACGAAGAAGUCGAUGGCAUGACUGUCUUUGGCAAGGCGAAUACGGCUGCAACAACGACAUCCGACGUCCAGAACUCCAAGUCCUCCCAUUCGGACGACAUCAAAGCGCUGCGACGCCGACUCAACAUAUAUGUGGAAGGCACGGUAGUGCCAGACCCGAUCUUGGAAUUUGCGCAGAUGAAGACGAACGCAACAGCGCUUAAGGCUGUGGUGCUGCGAAACAUUGAAGAGUCGCAGUACAAGAACCCGACCCCGAUUCAAAUGCAGUCGAUUCCAGCCAUCCUGAAGCAGCGCGACGUGCUUGGGAUUGCCCCAACCGGGUCCGGGAAGACGGCGGCGUUUGCGAUUCCCAUGCUACUCAACCUUGGCGCUCCUGACGUCCGCGGCAUUCGAUCCGUCGUGCUCGUGCCGACGCGUGAGCUGGCGGUUCAAAUACACGCCGAGUUUCAACGCCUGUCCGUGGGUCGCAAAUUUCACAUCGUGUUGCUGUCGAAAGCAAGUGCGGCCACAAUCUCGUCCCAUUCCAAGACCUGCACGGUCAAUUACGACAUUGUAAUUGCCACGCCGCUUCGGUUGGUUCACCUCAUCCACAAGGAAAACGUCACGUUGGACACGGUCGACAUGAUAUGUCUGGACGAAGCCGAUCGGUUGUUCGAGAUGGGGUUUGUCGAGCAAAUCGACGACAUUUUUGCCGCGUGUACGAACCCCAAGAUGCAGCGCAUGAUGUUCAGCGCCACCAUGCUGCAGGGCGUGGAGGAGAUGGCGCAGUCGGUGCUCAAGGACCCCAUCAAGAUUUCGAUCGGGACCAAGAACGCAGGCGCCUCGACGAUCACCCAAAAACUCAUGUUUGUCGGAAAAGAAGAGGGCAAGCUUGUAGCGAUGAAGCAGCUCAUUCAAGAGGGAUUGAAGCUGCCUGUGCUGCUCUUUGUCCAAAACAAGGAUCGAGCCAAGGAACUGUACCAAGAACUCGUGUACGACGGCAUCAACGUCGGCGCCAUCCAUGCCGACCGCACAAAGGAACAGCGCGACAAAGUGAUCAAGGAUUUCCGCACGGGAGUCGUCUGGGUGCUCAUUUGCACGGACUUGAUGAGUCGCGGAAUUGACUUCAAGGGGGUCAACAUGGUCAUCAACUUUGAUUUUCCCCAGAGUGCUGUGAGCUACAUCCAUCGCAUCGGGCGCACGGGGCGCAAUGGCCGGCCCGGGGAGGCGGUCACCUUUUUCACCGAAAACGACAUGGUGUACUUGCGUACGAUUGCAAACGUGAUGAAGUUGUCGGGAUGCGACGUACCACCUUGGAUGCUCAACCUCAAGAAAGCGAGCAUGCGCAAACGGAAGCAGCUUCUCAAGGCACCGCCCGAGCGCCACCGCAUUGAAACAGUCUCUGGAUACGAUUUGCAGAAAGCCAACAAGCGAAGGCUCAUGAGAGCAAAGAAACACGACUCUACAAGCAACGACGAUGCCGCGUAAGCGCCGCUCCCGCACGAACGAAACACCCCAGCGAACGCGCGCGCCUAUCCACGAAACCUGACGGAUGCACCAGCGAGAGCGUCGGCGACGGUGAUGUGCGUCUUGGCAGAGUGUCCAAGUAAACUACUACAUACAUGCACCGUCAUGGUCGAAGGACUUUAGCGAUGUCUCGACUCGGUUGAUGUUUCGCA